AUGUUUCGGAGUAUUGUCAUCAAUAAGUCUACCACAGGUUAUUUGAGGAGAUCAGUUUGGUUUACUAUGAACAGAUGCUAUGUCUCUCAAACACAAUCUACGCAAUCAACAAUAACUGCUGUCACACCAGGUAAGCUGACAUCUGGGGUGGAGGCGGCCCCUUCUCAGGAUUCACAUUUAAGAACGCUUUCUAGGAAAGAACUUUUUUCGUUAGGAAUGAUUGGUCUGACUACAAUGACAAAAGGAUCCCUAAAUACCGCGAUUAAGUUAUUCCCUUAUGUCCCAGAUUUCGUUGUCACAUGCCUGGUCUCAUCGCUAUAUUGCGGGGGUGAUAAUAUGGCUGCUGUACGGCAGACUGGGCGUCAUUUAAGGGAACGUGGAAUUCGCAACAUGAUGUUAUCAUUGACUAUUGAAGAUACAGAGGGAACUAAGAAUAUUAAUAUCGGUGACAUUGUAAGGCAGACAAUUGCUUCCCUAAAUGAAGUUCUUGUUCCUAAUAUGGUAGAACAGUUGGAUUCCGGAGUUCAUGUGGAUAGCAUUCCACCUGGCUACCUUGCUUUGAAGCCAUCUGCUUUGGUCGCAAACCCGGUUGAAGUUUUACGUCACUUUAAUGAUCCAAAUUGGCGCAAAGAGAGGGAGCAGCUUGUAGAAAAUUGCACUGCCAUCACACAAGCUGUUUAUGAUCUCAACCAGUCCUUCUCAAAAAAAUAUCCGGGACGUAAGGCACCUUUCUUUGUUGUCACAAUAGACGCCGAAAAGUAUGAUUUACAAAAGGCGGGUGUUUAUGAUCUACAGCGCAUUUUGUUUUCCCGUUUUAAUCCAGCCUCCUCGCAUAUGGUUUCAUGUAUAGGUACAUGGCAGAUGUAUCUAUGUGAUGCCGCAUCAGAUCUUGCCAGUGAGUAUAUCCGUGCUCAGAGGGGUGGUUAUCGUUUGGGUGUAAAGCUAGUAAGGGGUGCAUACCUACACUCCGAACCCGACCGUAGUGUGAUUUUCCCCACGAAAGAGGAUACAGACAAGAACUAUAACGAAGUAGCUGUAGAGGUCAUUCGUGAUCUGUUGGCUAAGGGCCAAGAUUCCAGCUACGGGCAUUUGGUAAUUGCAUCACAUAAUUACGAAUCUCAGAAGUUGGCCACUAUGAUGCUUCUGUCCCAUGAGGGGGAGGUCGGUAAGGCUAAUGUGGUACUAGGACAGUUGUUAGGAAUGGCUGACAACGUGACUUUUGACCUUGUUCAUAAUCAUGGCGCGCGUAACAUUAUCAAGUAUGUUCCUUGGGGUCCUCCCGCAGAAACCAGGGAUUAUUUAUUGAGACGCUUACAAGAGAAUGGAGAUGCCGUUAGGGCUGACAAUGGUUGGCCUUUGGUCAAGGCUGUUGCCAAAUCAUUCUUUAAGUCAAGAUUAUAA
Eremothecium sinecaudum is the source of this 1401-nucleotide messenger RNA. RefSeq names its product proline dehydrogenase (gene PUT1). The record is from RefSeq and is a predicted model, not a curated record. Gene Ontology annotation, molecular function: FAD binding; proline dehydrogenase activity. Gene Ontology annotation, cellular component: mitochondrion. The transcript has a single exon. The coding region runs from base 1 to 1401 and encodes 466 amino acids. Lineage: Eukaryota; Fungi; Ascomycota; Saccharomycetes; Saccharomycetales; Saccharomycetaceae.